GCCACACAGCUCAUGUGCUAUGGUGCCAGAGAGGUACGGCGCCCUGUCACCUAAACUAGGACGCGUCGAUGGGAACAGUCGCGGCUGAAGAAAUAGGGAUAUUGUGAAGAACUGCAAAAAAACUUUCUCUUUUGAAUCAUUCUUUUUUCCCCCAGCGAUUUCUUGCGUCUUACAUGACAAAGCAGUGGGCACUUUGAGCAUGGAAAACCUCUCCUCUGACCAGGGCCUGUGAGCUGUAAGUUCAACACUGAGAAGAUCUGUGACUGGCCGGGAGAUGGCAGACAUACUGGAGCUGCGGACAGAUGGAAACUCCCUCCUGAAGGCUGUAUGGCUCAAACGCUUGAGACUCACCAGACUCCUGUUGGAAGGAGGUGCAUAUAUCAACGAGAGCAAUGAACGUGGGGAGACGCCUCUCAUGGUGGCCUGCAUGUCCACACACACCGACCAGCAGAGUGUGAGCAAGUCGAAGCUAGUGAAAUAUCUGCUGGACAACCAGGCGGACCCCAACAUACAGGACAAAGCUGGUAGGACAGCUCUGAUGCUCGCCUGCAUCCACAAGGCCGGGCACGAGGUGGUGGAUCACCUGCUGAGCAAUGGAGCUGAUCCCAGUCUGGAGGACAGGAGCGGGGCCUCGGCCCUGGUCUACGCCAUCAACGCAGAUGAUAAGGAGACAUUAAAGCUGCUCUUGGAUGCUUGCAAAGCUAAAGGCAAGGAGGUCAUCAUAAUCACCACAGACAAGUCACCGUCUGGCACUAAAACCACCAAACAGUACCUGAAUGUCCCCCCAUCGCCAGAGCUGGACGAGAGGUCCUCCCCAGCAUACUGCACCUCUCCGUCUGAUAUUAAUGUCACUGCAUCUCCCACACCUGAGCAAGAGCAACAAAACACAGUCUUCAGUUUCCAGACCAAGCUGAAAACCUCUAGUUCGGCUGCAAAGCUCGCCAACGGGCCCACGUCCCCAACACGGCGGCCUGUUAACCCCAAACGUGCACGUUUGCCUCAGCUGAAGAGGCUGCAGUCAGAGCCUUGGGGGCUGAUUGCUCCCUCAGUCCUGGCUGCAGCUGCUGCCGCCCAUGAAGAGAGUAAGAAAGCCAGCUCUGAUGAGGACGUUGUCGCAGGGGUAAACGGACUCUCUUUGAGUAAGAGGUCGGCUUUAUCUCGACAAAGCAGUGUGGAUGGGAAGGACAGCUUUUUCCCACUGGUGGGCGAGCAGCCCUGCAAAAUGACAACCUCCAUAUCAGUCCCUCCGACGUCCAAAGCGUCAUAUGAGAGAACUCUAGGCCAGCACCAGCCUCUGGCACGGCGCAGCACUGUGCCCACAGAGCAGGAGAGCAGCAGCUGCAGCAGCAGUGGACUCGUCAGUCUGAGAGACACAAUGCAUAGGAGACGUCUGGGGAACGAUCACUAUGACUCAGACUCACAGCUCUACUCAGACUCUGCCAUGUUAGACUCUCCUAAGAUCCCAGUGGAGCGGAGGAAACUAAACACCUCUCCACUAGCGAUGCUGACCAGCUCCAGAGAGUCUCUAGACAGCAACGCCAGCCCGUCCUCUCCCAGCGCAGCACGCAGGCGUGCACCUGGCCUCCUGGAGAGGAGAGGCUCGGGCACACUGCUGCUGGACCACAUCUCCCACACCAGGCCCGGUCACCUGCCCCCUCUCAACGUCAACCCCAACCCUCCCAUCCCUGACAUCGGGGCUAGUAGCAAGCCCUCCUCACCUCUGGCCACAGGUAUUCGAUCUAUAGCUCCGGUAGCACCAAACACACCAAAGAGAGGCGGCCUCAAGUCCAAGAAGAAACUUGUGAGAAGGCACUCUAUGCAAGUGGAGCAGAUGAAGCAGCUCUCUGAUUUUGAAGAGCUGGCUCAUUAGUUAGUGGUGGCAUUUAUGCAGCACAUAUUGUGGGAGUUGAAAUGUUAACACCAUAAAUUGUCAGGAAGUACAUCAAUAGGUUCAGCUGUGUAGACUCAUGGCCAUCUAGAUGUUGAAUAAUGUAUAAUUUAUAAAUAUAUAUUGAAACUGAGCAAUAUAGAUAGACUUCCUCCCUGUGUUACACCCAACCUUAAGGAUUAUUAUCUUUUGACUUCACAACAUCUGCUGUAUAUGUAUCACAGUUUUGAAUGUAAAUGCCAAGACACGGUACAACUCCUCUGAACUAGCUCUCUUACAUGAUAAUGUAACGCGUAGGGAACAUACAGGGUCCAUUUGUAGCCAGCAGGCCACUUGGUUGCACUUAGUGCAUAUGUAAUUAGCACCAUUAAUGGAUUUUCUUUUGAAAAGAAAAAAAUGUGAUGCACUUGUCUGAGAUGUAGCUUUGAGUAA
This is a messenger RNA of Epinephelus fuscoguttatus (brown-marbled grouper), 2320 nucleotides long. RefSeq names its product ankyrin repeat domain 34C (gene ankrd34c). The record is from RefSeq and is a predicted model, not a curated record. The transcript has 2 exons. The coding region runs from base 275 to 1870 and encodes 531 amino acids. Gene Ontology annotation, molecular function: protein binding. Lineage: Eukaryota; Metazoa; Chordata; Actinopteri; Perciformes; Serranidae.